Molecule: messenger RNA, 2614 nt
Organism: Sceloporus undulatus (fence lizard)
Lineage: Eukaryota; Metazoa; Chordata; Lepidosauria; Squamata; Phrynosomatidae
Product: transcription initiation factor TFIID subunit 4B-like
Exons: 15
Coding region: 1-2379 (792 amino acids)
Biological process (GO): DNA-templated transcription; transcription initiation at RNA polymerase II promoter
Cellular component (GO): transcription factor TFIID complex
Molecular function (GO): RNA polymerase II general transcription initiation factor activity; protein heterodimerization activity; DNA binding
Source: RefSeq, a predicted model, not a curated record
AUGGCGACCCCGCCGCCGCCGCCGCCGCCGCAACCCCAGGCGACUUCUUCUUCUUCUUCCUCCUCCUCGUUGGUGGCCAAAGUGGCUCCGGUUUCUCAGCCCCGCAAGCCGCCCCCCGCCGCUGCCGGGCUAAGGCUCCCCGCCUCCCUCCCGGUAACUGCCGCCAAAGCCCCGCAAACCGCCGCCUUACAUUUACCGGCGAGUUUCCACAUUGCCCCAGGAACAGUUCUUCUCAGAAGUAACACUGGUCAGCUAAUGUUGGUGUCUCAGCAAGCCCUAGUGCAAGCCCAAAGCCAGACCCAAAGUAACACAACUGUAAGAUGGUCAAUACCUGCACAUUCAUCUGUGGUCAAAAUACAGACUCCACAGAACUCUGCUAACCAGGUACUUAAAGUUCUAGCAGCUCCUGUUAAAACGGUGUCUCAGACAACUCAUUCCAUUACCUCUGGUGUUAAGAAGACUGCUGUAAUCCAGUCAGUAGCAUCAACAAAUAGUAUUACCACAAGUACAACUCUAAAGGAAACAUCAGGAAAUCAUCCUAUUUCUAAUUUUCAUGUACUGCCUGCUGCUCCAAAAUCAGUUCGUGAUGCAACCACGAUACAUGAUACAGCCACAACUGUAGCACAGGCCAGCAUUUCUGCAGAAACGCUGGAAAAUGUGAAAAAGUGCAAAAACUUUCUUGCGACACUUAUAAAACUGGCAUCCAAUGGACCUCAUUCACCAGAAAUGGGGCAGAAUGUGAAGAACCUGGUAGAAAAUCUGUUGGAAGCUAAAAUUGAACCAGAAGAGUUUACCAAAAAGCUGUACAUUGAGCUGAAGUCUUCCCCGCAGCCAUAUCUUGUUCCUUUUCUCAAGAAAAGUGUGCAUGCCUUAAGGCACCUCACUCCAGAUAUACAGACCUUUAUACAGCAGUGUCUCCAGCAAUCUAUACCACGAACAGCUGCUUCUACUUGUGCUGCUGCACUGUCAUCUGCAUCUGUAGUGGCUAGCAGCACUCCUGUGACAACAGCCUCUUUCCAAUCUGCACGGCCUGUGCUUAGAACUCCAUUGGGAAUAUCUUCUCCACAGACUUUGGACCCAGUCUCUUGUACAUCUCUGGUGACAAGAGGAUCUGUUUCACUUCAGUUUGCCCAGCCAGAUGGUGCUUUGUCUGUGGGGACAUUUCCCCUUCAAGUUGCCAAUUCUGUUCCCUCCACUCAUCUGGCAUCAGGUAUAGAUACUCUGAAGACUGUACAGCCAACCUCCUCCAUUGCAGUGAUGACAACAAAUAACACUCUUAUUCAGCUUACAAAACCAGUGCACACUCCUGCAACAAUGUUUUCUGCUCCACUUGCUGCUCUUAGUUCUGUAAAGUCAGUGCCGUCACCUGCUGUGGCAAAGUCUCCUCAAGUGGGAAAGUCAGCCUUGACUACUUCUGCUACAACAGCCUUCACUAAAACAGUCACCACAGCGCUCCAAUCUCGAGCACCAGUCACUGGGAAACCAAUCACAAUCAGAGUUGUCCAUCCCAAUUCUGUCAUUUCUCAAUCUGUACAGACUUCACAGGCUGUAAAGGUAAAGCAGCUGAUAGUCCAGCAGCCAUCAGGUAACAUCUUCAAAAAAGUGAGCACAUUUCAGCAAGCUUCUGCACUCCCUACUGUGAACAAAGCAAGUGGGAAAAUGCCUUUAAAUACUGUUAUCCAUGCUAACCAACUUCCUGCAGGCUCCAUUGUGAAACAAAUUACCCUGCCAGGAAACAAAAUUCUGUCGCUUCAAGCAUCUCCUGUUCAGAGGAAUAAAAUAAGAGCGAAUGGAACAACAUCCUUCAGGGAUGAAGAUGAUAUCAAUGAUGUGGCUUCCAUGGCUGGAGUCAACUUGAAUGAAGAGAGCGCAUGCAUAUUGGCAACAAAUUCUGAAGCAGUUGGUGUAGUUAUCCGAUCUUGUCCUGAGGAACUGCUCCUUUCUUCAGAUGCACUGCAGAAGAAGAUCUUAGAAAUAGGUAAAAGACAUGGCAUUACGGAAGUUAAUUCUGAUGUUCUGAACUUGAUCUCCUAUGCUACACAGGGAAGAUUAAGAGGGCUUCUGGAGAAACUAACUGUAAUUGCUCAACAUCGCAUGAUGACCUAUAAGGAGAGUGACAAGUACACAAUAUCUAGUGAUACACGGGCUCAACUUAGGUUUCUUGAGCAGCUGGAUCAUGUAGAGAAGCAGAGGAAGGAUGAAGAAGAAAGAGAAAGGUUGUUCCGUGCAGCCAAGAGUCGUUCCAAUAAAGAAGAUCCGGAACAGCUGCGAUUAAAGCAGAAAGCAAAAGAGGAAGACGUGAAUAAAGGUCCAUGUCCUAAUACAAGUUUCAACUUUGUCAGUAAUCUUACACUUUGGAGGAGAAACAUGAUCAAAUAAUGAACAUAUCCAGAGAUUUAUAAGGGGAACAACAUUGUUAACUUUUCCAACAAGACAACGAUUCCAUGGGAUUUGAAUGCUGUGUUGAAUAGGUUGACAAAGAAUUCUGACUCCUGCCUCACGGAUGGUGCAUGCGGAUAAACCCAAGGAGAAUGGAUUGAUCAUCCUGCCAUCCCAGAAUGACCCUUCAUGAUAAGUACAACCCCUCAUUCUCCAUGGAGCUGACAAGAAGGGA